Molecule: messenger RNA, 951 nt
Organism: Exserohilum turcica Et28A
Lineage: Eukaryota; Fungi; Ascomycota; Dothideomycetes; Pleosporales; Pleosporaceae
Exons: 1
Coding region: 5-685 (226 amino acids)
Source: RefSeq, a predicted model, not a curated record
UGACAUGCCUUUGGCAUCAGACAACGAACCACAAUCGCCCACAAAGCCGUUGGCGUCACAUGGCCUGCACCUCCAGGUCAACUUUCUCUGGACCAAAUUCCGCAAUGAGAUUUCCGCCAAACGCCCCAAUGGCUCCGUCUUACCCCUCUACGUCAUGCACUGUCGCCCUACAAAGCCGCAGUUGCGAUACGAGCGCGCUUCAGACAAAACAUACAUUGGCAAAGGCAGCAUCAACACCUUUUCCAUCAGCGGCGACUGCAUCAUCCACGGCCAAGAAGUCAUCCUGAAGCCACUGAAGCGCUGGAAAACACAGUACAAUUAUCUCUCGCACGCCCUGGGCGGCCUCCCCGUCUCCUGGAUUGCCGACUGCACUUUGAAACUGUGGAAUUUUGUAUGCAUCAAUUCCGAUACCCAGGAGCCUAUUGCAAAGUUCAGUGUCAAUUUUUGGGCCCUCAAGGAGGUUGGCAAUAUUUAUUUUGCAAAGUUCGAAGAGGCCAUUGACGAAAGACUGAGAGAUGAAGUUGUGAUUACAGGGUUGACCCUAUUGUAUAUCAUGACCACUAGAAUCAACAACCCCUUCAACUUGCCAGGUGCCGCUUUUGCGAAGCCCGGCAGGGUUGAGGGAGAUAAAAACUCGACAGCCUCGAGCAUGGAGAACGAGCCAGUGAUGCAGGGUGUAAAAUAGACUGGAAGGAACUCUCCCAAAUCAUGGAAUUCAAGCUUCCAAUGCUACGGGAGGAUGUGUUUGAUUCUUGUAUGUUUGUUUUUUGAUAAUUGGCUUUUCCACUGUCAAGAUAGUUGCUAGGAUGAGAAAAACAUCUGAUACUCAACUCAAAAUCUGAGUUGUCACAUAUCAAGGCAUGCGAUGUAGUUUCUUGAUAUCUGUGAACUGUCUAGUAACAACAGCUCUCGUAAAACGAAAGAUAUCCAUGGCCAAUAAGCACAUGCACU